AUGGACCGUGUCACAGCGGAUCUUCUUUGUGCGACAAGAUACGCAUGCGUUCGCCAUGGACCUUGGCCGCCUCGGCGAGUCGGGCGGAGAUACCAUUGUACGUGCCGACCCGGUUACGAAAGACGAGCAGGGGCUCAAAGACGCCACGUCCGAGAGAGGGGGUCAGGUUGUGGUCCAUUGAAUGGAGUCGUUUGUUCCUGCCUUCAGCGAGGGGUGGAAUCCGCUCGCGCUCGAGUUGAGGUUCAGGUGGGAACUCCAGUCAUAAUCCCCCGUCAUCCGCAAUCUGCAGCAUGUGUUUUGCCCUUCGCCCGGUGGGGCCAACCGAUGACCUCUACUGCGGGGUUCGACUGCCGACGGAUAUGGACCUCAAGUUGUACGACGUACAGGGCCACCCUGCUGUGUUCCGCGACUCGGAACCAGAGUACGCGCGGCGUGCCUUUGGGGACACGAACGACUGGCCUGUACUUUGUACUACAUGUAUGUGGCCAGCUAGUGCCAACAGCCCAACGUGAGAAGGAGUGA
This is a messenger RNA of Purpureocillium lilacinum, 522 nucleotides long. The record is from RefSeq and is a predicted model, not a curated record. Lineage: Eukaryota; Fungi; Ascomycota; Sordariomycetes; Hypocreales; Ophiocordycipitaceae.